GCUGGAAAGAGCAGGAUACGCAGAAAAAAAUUUAUCAAUUGCCCUCACAAGUCUUCCUCCCUCCCUCUCGGCUCUCCUACUUUCUCUCUCUACUUUCAUUCUUUCCUUCCACGGAGAGAGAGUUAUUCGUCGGCCAUUGCUAAAGGAAGAAAUCCUAUCGAAAUUGCUAUUCCGGUUUCUUAAACUUUUGUUAUUGCGAUUAUUAUUGUCAGCAUUUUUAUUGUUUUCAUGAUUAUGCAUUGAUGAUUCGGUUUGUUGGAUUUUCAUUUUGGCUGAUUCGUUGAUUGCAAUUGGUAGAUUUCGUAAGUUUGGAUGCAUUUUAGGCACACAUUCGGAUCUCUGUGUGUGUAGGAAGGCGAAGCUCUAGGUGUUAUUUUCACACAUACAUAUAUAUAUAUAUAUGACAGAUUGGAUUUCUACGUAACAUAUUUGUUUGGUUUGAUUUGGUAAGUGUGUGGACGCAAAAAGGAAGUGACAGUGGAUUUGGAAAUCCAAUGCGUUGGUCUCGGAAGAGACCGGGGCGUCGGUGAAAUCCGGAUCGUUGAAUUGUAGCCGGGCGGAUCUGAUGGUGAAAAGAACAUUGUGGUUGGAUUGCUUAGGAGUUGUUGCACAGCAGAAAAACAAGGACGGUAGAGGCGGUGGUUCCCGCGGCAUUCGUAUUGGGCAUUCAUCUAGGGUUGUGCGGGUGGUGGUGGUGAAGGAUUGGAAUUGGAUUCUGGUAGGGAUAGCAGCAAUAACAACCGUGGCGGCGAAGGAGGGAGGAAGAUGCAGCUGCACUUCUCUCCUAGCAUGAGAAGUAUAACGAUAUCGAGCAGCAACAAUGGAGGGUUGGGUGAUUUGAUGAAGAUCAAGGUCGCAGCUCGCCACAUUUCUUACCGAACACUCUUUCAUACGGUCCUUAUCCUUGCUUUCUUGUUGCCUUUUGUCUUCAUCCUCACGGCUGUUGUUACACUUGAAGGUGUCAACAAGUGCUCCUCGUUUGAUUGUUUAGGCAGGCGAUUGGGACCAAAGCUUCUUGGAAGGGCUGAUGAUUCAGGGCAGAGGCUUGUGAAGGAUUUUGUUAAGAUCCUUAAUCAAGUGAACUCUGAGGAAUUGCCUGCUGGCUUAAAGCUCCCCGAGUCAUAUAAUCAUCUUGUUUCUGAAAUGAAAAAUAAUAAACACAAUGCAAAAGAGUUUGCUUUGAUGGUUAAGGGAAUGAUGGAGAGAUUUGAAAGGGAGAUCAGGGAAUCUAAAUUUGCAGAACUGACAAAUAAACACUUUGCUGCAAGUUCAAUACCUAAGGGAAUUCAUUGUCUCUCCUUACGGUUGACUGAUGAGUAUUCCUCCAAUGCUCAUGCGCGCAAGCAGUUGCCUUCACCAGAACUACUUCCUUCGCUUUCUGACAACUCAUUACACCAUUUUGUACUGUCAACUGAUAACAUCCUAGCUGCUUCCGUGGUGGUCAAUUCUGCUGUCCAGUCCUCUCUUAAGCCUGAAAAGAUUGUUUUCCAUGUCAUCACAGACAAGAAAACAUAUGCUGGUAUGCACUCAUGGUUUGCUCUGAAUCCAGUCUCUCCGGCUAUUGUUGAAGUAAAAAGUGUUCACCAGUUCGACUGGUUGACAAGGGAGAAUGUUCCCGUGCUUGAAGCUGUGGAGACCCAUAAUGGAAUUCGUAAUUACUACCAUGGGAAUCAUGUUGCAGGGGCCAAUCUGAGUGAUACUACUCCUCGCUCCUUUGCCUCAAAAUUGCAGGCUAGAAGUCCUAAAUAUAUCUCCUUGCUAAAUCAUCUUCGUAUAUAUCUGCCUGAGCUUUUUCCAAACCUGGACAAAGUGGUUUUCUUAGAUGAUGAUGUUGUAAUCCAGCGUGACUUGUCCCCACUCUGGGACAUUGACCUCAAUGGAAAGGUUAAUGGGGCUGUAGAGACCUGUAAAGGUGAAGAUGAUUGGGUAAUGUCUAAGCGAUUCAGAACAUACUUCAAUUUUUCUCAUCCUCUCAUAGCUAAAAACUUGAACCCUGAUGAGUGUGCCUGGGCUUAUGGGAUGAACAUUUUUGACUUGCGUGCAUGGAGAAAGACGGAUAUAAGAGACACAUAUCAUGCAUGGCUCAAAGAGAAUUUGAAGUCAAACUUGACAUUGUGGAAGCUUGGAACACUGCCUCCUGCCCUUAUUGCAUUCAAGGGUCAUGUCCACCCAAUUGAUCCCUCUUGGCACAUGCUUGGAUUGGGCUACCAGAAUAAAACCAAUAUAGAGAAUGCCAAGAAAGCUGCAGUUAUUCAUUACAAUGGCCAGUCUAAGCCGUGGUUGGAGAUAGGGUUUGAACAUCUCCGACCAUUUUGGACAAAAUAUGUGAACUACACCAAUGAUUUUGUUAGGAAUUGCCACAUCUUGGAGUAGUCAGAUUUGUGCAUGAAAGAAAAGAUAAGAAAGUUGCAAGAACAUGGAUCUUGCACAAGUUCUUUUUUUGGCAACUACAAUUUUGUGAGGAAGUAAAUCAAGACUUGGCUAAAUGGGUGUCUGUCAUAUUCAAAUGGUUCUCGCAUUUGAUGAUCUGAGGACCUGCUGUUACUACCAUGGGGACAGAAUUCAUUCUUUCAGUCUGUAAACUAGCAGUUACAUUGCCUAUUUUUCGGUUGGAAAACAUACACUAAUUUGGCCUCUUAGCACGGGUGUAGCUUCCUCAGUCCUGAGAAAGAAUCAACAAAGGAUGGCAGAAGAUUCCUCGCUUGCCACACACGUUAAUUGCUGCACGGGAGAGAGAAAGCUAGGAUGCUGGUCCUUCUCAAGCACUCUCCCACUUUGGCCUCAUUAGAUAUAUAGAUUAUUCUUUAUAUUCCUUUUUUCUUUUUCCAUUAGAUUUGUUGCUUAUCUCCCAUUUUUACCAAUUCUCCUGAUUCUAUAUAUUUAUGGUGAUAUUAGUCGGUAGGUUGUGGAACCCUUAGAUUAUUUUUUUUGGGCAUUUGUUCUAUACGAAAUUCUUGGGGAUCAAUUAAUGUGCAGAAAAUUCUUUCUACCUAGUUUUUAGCCAUGGAGCUUUUUUGGGACAUAUGUUUGCAUAUGAUAGAUUUGUUCUUUCUGAAAAAAGAACCUAUUGUACCUCGAAACAAAUGUAAAAGAGAUUGUGUAUCCUUUGUGUUUAUUAUUUUCAUUCAUUUAAUGAAAUUUCAUCUUUACUA
Messenger RNA from Ipomoea triloba (trilobed morning glory), 3152 nucleotides. RefSeq names its product probable galacturonosyltransferase 13. The transcript is spliced from 6 exons. Bases 766 to 2373 code for a protein of 535 amino acids. Lineage: Eukaryota; Viridiplantae; Streptophyta; Magnoliopsida; Solanales; Convolvulaceae. The record is from RefSeq and is a predicted model, not a curated record. Gene Ontology annotation, molecular function: polygalacturonate 4-alpha-galacturonosyltransferase activity.